Amaranthus tricolor (Joseph's coat) is the source of this 1305-nucleotide messenger RNA. RefSeq names its product gamma-glutamyl peptidase 5-like. The transcript is spliced from 4 exons. Gene Ontology annotation, cellular component: cytosol. The coding region runs from base 271 to 1113 and encodes 280 amino acids. The record is from RefSeq and is a predicted model, not a curated record. Lineage: Eukaryota; Viridiplantae; Streptophyta; Magnoliopsida; Caryophyllales; Amaranthaceae.
UUUUAAAAAAUUAUCAAUAUUAUUUAGAGAAUUAAUUAGUUAGAGAAUUAGAAUUAAAAACAAAAAUAAUGUUAAAUGAGAGGUACGGACAUUUGUAACCAAAUCCAGUCUUAUAUAUACACCCACCUCCUCUUUCUUCUUUCCAUCACGAAAAACACUUGGAAAAAAGAGUAGAAACAAGCUUUCCCCAUUCUUAUUCCUCUUCAUUCCUUCACUCAACAACACCCCCAUAUUUUUCUUCUUUCCAAAGUCUAAAGUCCAAACCCAAAAAUGGUGAAUCUGAUUUCCAACUCUCCAGAAGAAAUGAUCAUUAAUGAUCAACUACUAGAGGUUGAAAUUAAGAGAAUAUUAGGGAAUAAUGGGAAUAGGAAUGGGAAAAAGGGAAAGAAGUUUGCAGUUUUACUAUGUGCAGAAGAUUCAGAAUAUGUAAAGAAGAAAUAUGGAGGGUAUUUUGGGGUAUUUGUGAGAAUGUUGGGUGAAGAAGGUGAAAGUUGGGAUGUAUUUAAAGUUGCACAAAAUGAAUUUCCAACUGAAGAAGAAAUUGAAAAUUAUGAUGGAUUUGUUAUUACUGGAAGUUGUAGUGAUGCUCAUUCUAAUCAUCUUUGGAUCUGUAGACUAUUGAAUCUCCUCAUCACAUUGGAUUCUCUCAAGAAGAAGGUUCUAGGCAUUUGCUUUGGUCACCAGAUAUUGGGCCGUUCAUUGGGCGGGAAGAUAGGUCGGGCUAGUACGGGCUGGGACAUUGGGCUCAGAACAAUUCGAUUUUCACCCUCAUCAAACAAACUCUUUGCAACCCACAAAAUUCCUGCUACGCUCAACAUAAUUGAAUGCCACCAAGAUGAGGUGUUGGAACUUCCUCCGAAAGUUGAAGUGAUUGGUCGGUCGAACAAAACAUCAAUUGAGAUGUUUAAAUAUGGUGAUCAUAUGAUGGGUAUUCAAGGUCAUCCUGAGUACAACAAGGACAUUCUUCUUCACUUGAUCGAUCGCCUACUACAAAGGAAAUUAAUUACGGAAGCUUAUGCAAAUGAAAUGAGGGUUAAGUUCAUGGAGUCACAUGAUCCAGACAAAGAGGCAUGGAGAAAGCUGUGUGUCAAUUUUCUCAAGGGAAGAUUGUGAUAAUUAAGUUAUUAUAUAUUAAUUAUGAAGUAUUAGAAGCAUAAUUAAAAAUGAUUAAGAGAUUGUAUAUAUAAUGGAUGUUAUUAAUGCCGUGAUUCUUAAUUACUAUUCUCUCUGUUUCAGUUGUAACGAUAAACUAAAACAGAUAUAUAAUAUAACAUUAGUAGAUUGGUAUGACUUUAUUUUAAGAAA